Messenger RNA from Thrips palmi, 4254 nucleotides. RefSeq names its product probable RNA helicase armi (gene armi). Gene Ontology annotation, molecular function: helicase activity. Bases 490 to 4101 code for a protein of 1203 amino acids. NCBI's taxonomy places the organism in Eukaryota, Metazoa, Arthropoda, Insecta, Thysanoptera, Thripidae. The transcript has 14 exons. The record is from RefSeq and is a predicted model, not a curated record.
CUGUUUCCUCCCCCUCUCCCCCUCUCCCUGCCGCGCCGCGCCACGCCACGCACGGCACAGCUUGCUUUUGCUUGCUGUCUCGUCGAUUUGACUGUUUACCUUCCAAGUGACUUGGUUGGGGCGAUUUGACAAGACAUUUCGCAGCUGUGUUCCACGACCAGGUUUCCACAUCUGCUAUGAGUUCACCUAACAUUAAUCGAAGUGUGCUAUCAACUACCAGGGCUCCAAGGAAGGAAACAGGUAGUUCCGAAUUGAUGAACAAUCAGUUAUCACUUUUGGCUCGGUACAAAGUCGAACAUGCAGUUGAUCAGGCACGCUCACAGGUUUUAAAAGAAGCCCAUCAAAAACGUUUAAAAGUUUUACGCAAAGAACUUGACUACUUAAAAAAUUCCAAUUGGAUGUACCAGCCUGUUGACAAAUUUAUUGGUCAAUAGAACUUUUCUGCUCUGAAAUAGUCCAUUCGAAUCUGUUGUCUGUCAACAAAUUAAAAUGUGGGGGAUACUGUCAUCAAUUAUUAGUAAUGUUGUGGGGCGGAAGGCCUCUGAUGAAUUUUCUGAUGAAGAGGAUCUGGGAACUACAGAGACCGAUGCUUCACUUGAUCUAUUGAUUAACAAUGUUUAUUCUGAAGACGAAAAAAAAGCAAAGGUUGCUCCCAUUCCAGUUCCUUCUAAUGUGCUUUUAACCCGAACCUGCUGUGGAAAAGUUACAAGCCUAUUUCACAGUGAUGGUGUCAUUGAUGGUCAAUAUUUCUUUGAUAGAAAAAAUGCACCUGGAGAGGGUCUUGAUGUGGGAAGAACAGUUACUUAUCAUGCUGUUCGGAGCAGUGAAGAUAAUGCCUGGAAAGUUACAAGAAUCUUGCAUGUUCAUGAAGAACAGUGGACAGAGGAGGAAGAAGUUACAGAGAGCAUUGAUCCUGUUAUUGAAGAGCCUAAGCAGAGUGAAAUGGGUCUUAUGGGUAUGGCCAACAAACGCACAAUAGUUGGUAAAGUUGUGAAUGUUGCAAAUAGAGAUGUUAUUGUCAGGGACACCUUACAGCGCACAGACACUCACACCCCACAGUGCAGAGAAACCAUCUUCAGUUUGAAUAAAAUUUCAUCCGAAUUUGUGCCUCUGAGAGGGGAUAUUUUGAGUAUGGAUUGUUUUGUUGAGGUCUCAGAUGAGACUGUUGAUGGAAGUGGCCAGGUUGUGGAGGUGUUGUCAAUUAAACCUGCCCGUGCCAGAAUGGCUGAAGGGGUUGUGACAUAUUGGCAUAGGAAGAAUGGAAGGGGCAAUGUAAAUAAUGAAAUAUUUAUCAAGAGAGAGGUGUGUGAACCAGGCUACAUUCCCAAAGAAAAGGAUGAGGUGAAAAUGGAAAUCAUUGAAUGCGACAUGGAUAUAGAUGACAUGAGGUUUUCCUGGCGUGCCAUAUCUGUGUCUCCUGUGCACCUGAAUGAGCAGUAUGAAGAAAAAAUCAGAGAACCUCAGCGUGUCUUUCAUCGAAUUGACCCAGAACUACUUAAAAACAAGGGUUCCUUAGUUGUAAUGGAAAACACAAAUUUUGGAGCCCUUCCAUCAGAUGGGAAUUUUAAAAUAGAGAUCGUUGUAACAAAUGCUGGAGAAUCUCGAAAGUACAUCUCAAAAUAUUAUAUUGAUACUGAGCCAUCCAACCUCAAUUUGGUGUCGCCCAAAAAAGGAGGAAUAUUUAUCGAGCCCAAAGAAUCAGUUAUAUUUAGUUUUAUUUACAACCACAAAUUCUGUAGUUACUUUAAUGAAGUCUUUGUUAUUGAAAGUGGUGAUUUUUUAAUUGGUCGACUGAUUCAAUGGGAAGUUGUAAACAGAACAAUUUUAUCCAGCUCUGAAACAGCUUCCAAUGCGGUUGAUGAAAAUUGCUAUAAAAGAUCUCGGCAUGAGAUGGCCCUAAAUGUGCUGCAUCUGCAAGAGAAUCUAUCAAAGUUCGUACCACCUCCCAAACCAAGACGUACAGGAUUUCAGAAGAAAAACAUCCCAAAGUAUCAUUUACCGGAGUCAUUUGGGAAAAUUAUGGCAGCUGGAUGUGAUGGCAUGUUUGUUAAAAGAGAUGUUUCCAAGGCAUUGAAAGAGAAUUACCCAGAGCUGGGCCAGAAUCUUUCACCUGCAAAUCAUAAGAAAAAGUUUCAUAAUCUACUGUACAUUGCUGAAAUGGAUGCAAACUUUGAUAUGGAUCGUUAUUCGAAGAAUAGAGUCAGUUUCAUGCGCAGGGGUGCUGCCGGUGAAUAUCUGGCGCUGGAAGUGGCUGCACUGUCUGAGGGAAGACUGUCUCUGCUUCCUGGUGACACAGUUUUUGCCACAAAUAGUUACUCAAGUGCCGGUGCAAGCUUUAAGGGAAGAAUCACAAAAGUUUUGGCAAAAGAAGUUUGGAUUUUAUUUAACCGUGACUUUGUCAGUUUAUACAAUUCAGAAGACUAUGAUGUGGCUUUUUGUCCAAGUCGAGGCAGUUUUGCCAAAUGCCAUCAUGCAGUAGAAAUUUGUGAAAUUAACCAGGCAUACAUGUGGCUCUUUCCUAAGAGUGUCAGCUCUAAACCACCUCAGAUAGUGUUUGAGGAAGAUGACGAUUUAUUUUUAACUGGAAUUACCCUUGACUUGUCAAACAAUAAUGAGGAAUCGGCCAAAGAAAAAAAUUCUAAAAGUGGAAUGUGUAAUAAGAAACUUAAUUGGUUCAACAAAAGACUGAAUCACAGACAGAAAGAGGCUGUCCGAAACAUUCUACAGGGCGAAGCUAGGCCUUUGCCAUAUAUCAUUUUUGGACCUCCUGGCACGGGGAAAACAAUGACACUGGUUGAGACAAUUCUUCAGAUCUACUCUCUCAUGGCUGACAGCAGGAUAUUAAUAGCCACUCCCUCUAAUAGUGCUGCGAACCUUAUUGCGGAGAGGCUGUUGGACUCAAAACUUUUGCAGCCUGGAGAUUUAACGAGGCUUGUUGCACAUCACCUAGUUCUUGAGGGUAAAAUCCCUCCAAGGCUCCUUCCUUAUAGUGCAACAGUUGAAUUGGAUUCCUCAGAUGAUGAACCGAUCUUAACUGGAACCAAACGCUUAAACAAUGAUUUGAUCAUGCGGCACCGGGUUAUCAUUGGAACCUGUGUGGCCUUAGGGCAGAUGAUGAGCUUAAGCCUCUCUCGGGGCCACUUUACCCACAUUGUUGUGGAUGAAGCUGGUCAAGCCUCUGAACCAGAAAUCUUGAUUCCUCUUGGGUUCCUGGCACAUGAGACUGGACAGAUAGUCUUGGCAGGAGAUCCUCUUCAGCUUGGGCCGGUUGUGCCCUCAUCAUUGGCUGCAGACUUUGGUCUAAGCAAAUCUCUCUUAGCAAGGUUGAUUUCUCGGUUUCCCUACGUCAGGGACUCCUCAGGCUUUCCUGAUACUGGUGGUUAUGACCCAAGGCUUGUGACCCGCUUAUCCGUAAAUUAUAGAUCACUGCCUGAUAUUCUGGAAUUACCGAGUUCACUGUUUUAUGACUCUGAUUUAGAACCAUGGGUCCAGGAAGAUGAUAGUUAUGAAGCUAAGGUUAUGGUUAGGGCUACAACAGCUCUUAAUUUCCCAAACUCUGCUGUUGUUUUUCAAGGUAUCAAAGGUGACACUGUCAGAGAGCCAGACAAUCCGUCUUUCUGGAAUUUUCAAGAGUGCUUCCAAGUUGUUAUGCUUGUUCAAGAACUUCUUGCAGCUGACAUUAAGAGAGAGGACAUAGGUGUCAUCACUCCAUAUCAAAAGCAGGCGAUGAAAAUACGCUUUCAUUUGGAGAAGCUCGAUUCUUCGAAAUCGGUAGAUCCCAGUGAAACGCUUAAACUGAAAGUUGGAAGUGUAGAGGAGUUCCAGGGUCAGGAAAAGAUGGUUGUAAUUAUAUCAACAGUUAGAAGUGUGGGAUCUGAUCACAUUGACAGAAUUGGAAGAAAUUCUGUGAGACAACUUCUUGGAUUCGUCAACAGCCCGGAAAGGCUAAAUGUUGCCAUAUCCAGAGCAAGAGCCUUACUUGUAAUAUGUGGUGACCCUGAAGUAUUGUGUAUUGACCAUUAUUGGCGGAGUGUUGUUAAGUAUUGUGUAGAGAAGAAAUCUUACUUAGGCGUUGCACUACCUAAACAUUUUCUUGAGUAACAUUUCUCCUUUAUUUUAAGCAUGACUGGCUGUUUUUGGCCCUGAUAUUAUGAUAAGACUGUUGUCAUGUAGUUUUAAUUUUUAUCGUACCUCAAUCAAAUGAUAUAAUCACAAAUGAUAUAAUAAAUAUUUUUUUAGUAAGAAAUGAAAAAA